Molecule: messenger RNA, 2137 nt
Organism: Syngnathus typhle (broad-nosed pipefish)
Lineage: Eukaryota; Metazoa; Chordata; Actinopteri; Syngnathiformes; Syngnathidae
Product: VIP36-like protein
Exons: 8
Coding region: 84-1058 (324 amino acids)
Biological process (GO): endoplasmic reticulum to Golgi vesicle-mediated transport; endoplasmic reticulum organization; Golgi organization
Cellular component (GO): endoplasmic reticulum membrane; endoplasmic reticulum-Golgi intermediate compartment; COPII-coated ER to Golgi transport vesicle
Molecular function (GO): D-mannose binding
Source: RefSeq, a predicted model, not a curated record
GAAUGAGAAGACGCGCGUCGUUAACGAGUCAGUCAGCCAGUUGACUGCAUCAAGCCUUGACCUUUUAUUUCUUUUCCCACACAAUGUUUUCAAUGUUUUAUUUGAAAAACAUGCGCGAUUUAACACGUUUGUUAGCAGUACUUUAUACUUUACGGCUGUCGAUGGCUACAGACGGCCCUUUGAUGGAGAGGUUUUUAAAGCGGGACUAUUCUCUUGUACAGCCUUAUAAUGGCUUCUCAAGCUAUUAUUCACCGUGGGAUCUGAAGGGUACUGCUUUAGUAACAGCUGAAUAUGUGAGGCUCACCCCGGACCAGCCGCACAGACAUGGAGCUAUCUGGAGUCAAAAUCCUUUACUGUUAUACGACUGGGAGCUCGAGGUGCACUUUAAAAUCCACGGGCGGGGAAAGACGAAUAUGGCUGGAGAUGGUUUUGCCAUCUGGUUAACCAAAGAGCGCAUGGAGGAUGGGCUUGUUUUUGGCAGCAGAAACAAUUUCACUGGUCUCGGAGUAUUUGUGGACACGUUUCCCAAUUAUAAAUAUGGAUGGAUGGAUGAUUGGGAUUACCCUCGUGUGUCAGUGAUGUUGGGGAACGGGAUCCUGUCUUAUGACCACGAUAGUGACGGACGAGACACUGAGCUCGAAAGCUGCUCGGCUAAGGUUCGCAAUUCAAGAGAUGGUGCAUUUAUCCUCAUUAGAUACACCCAAAACAGAUUGAAGAUCAUGACAGCUAUGAGAGCUUUUGAUGGUGGUGAUUGGAUUUGGGAAGACUGCAUCAACAUCGCACUUGUUCAUUUACCUGCUGGCAAUUACCUUGGGGCUUCCGCUGCUACCGGUGAACUCUCAGAUUACCAUGACAUUAUCUCCAUGAAGUUGUAUGAGCUGACAGUUGACAGCGGCCCAAAGGAGAAUCUACACACCCAGAGGAGUGACGACAAGAGCGAAUUACAAGAUGACUUCAAAGAGAAGCAGAUAAGUGGAAUCCAACUCUUGGCCUUGUUCUUCAUCAUCCUGGGCCUGUGUGCACUCGUAGUGGGUGGGUCAAGAUUCUACAGGCGCUGAGAGGAAAAGAAACGCAAACGGUUCUAUUGAUGGAAAAUAAAUCCAAUGGAUUGAUGGAGCCCACAAUACAAAAGUCAUACAAGACCGUACAAGCUAUAAUGACCACCAUCACUAAUAAUGGGCAACGGUAAAAUUAAAAUCUGAAAUGAGACAAGGCUGUUGCUCUUGUAGAUUACCUAAAAAGCACUGGUCUGUUCCAAAUACAUUGUAAGAUGUUGAUUUGUACGUACCUGCUUUCAGAAUCUCCACCUGCCGAAAUGCACAAGGCAGUCCAAACCUACCCUUGAAUCAGAAUCUGUGAUACUGUGUAGCAUGAUUUUAUUUUACAUUCUGUUUACUACCGCUAACCACCGGGUGCCGCCAGCAUCAAACUUUUGUAACAUUGAACACUUUUACUGCAAGGAAAUCAUGACAGUUCUUGAGAUCCUGAUUCAUUGACUUUUUUUGCAACCUGUCUUAACCUGUUUUCUUUCUAUGUUGUACCGCUAAUUACUUUGAAAACAGAAUACUUUUGAAUUUCUAAGACUUUUUUUUUUACUUGAAGUCGUAAAAGCUUUUUGAGGCAGCCAUAUAUGUAUUCUGAAUGCACAUUACCCUUUUGCUGUGGUACAGGGGCAUAUGAUUCAACCAACAUGCUGGAAUAAAUACACAGUAAUUGUAGCAAUUGCACCAAUUCACUAAUCAAUAAUCCUUAAAAGUCAUUCCAUCGCGAUACAUUUGUUUGUAAAAACUACCAGUGAAUUUUCGUGUGUGGUGUGAUACUUUUGAACUGCAGAGUUCUGGCUCUGGAUGGACGUAUUUUCCACCAGAUGCAGCCCUCUGCUUGUCAACAAUGAAAAGCAACAUCACUGAGUUCUGUACACAUGUGGGUCUAAGUAUUUUGGAAUAAUUUUUUUUUUAAUGAUGCUCAUUGUAUGUUUAUUUGUCUUUAUUGGUUAACAGUUGCAUCUGAAUGAUGCAACUGCGCAAUUAAGCAUCAAAUCAGGCUAAGUGGGGGCUGCUAACCUUGAACUUUAUAAAGCAAGAUCACUUUUAAUUUGGGUAUUGCUUGAACAAAAUAAAACCGUUUUAUGAAUGUU